AUGACACCCAGGGACACGGAGAGCCUGCAAGAAGUGUGGCUGGGGAGGGUCCAGAGGAAGUUCACCAGAAUCAUUCCAGAAAUGAAAGGAUUCAUGUAUGAGAAACGUUUGAUAGCUCUAGGCCUGUACUCAAUGGAGAAUAGAAGAAUGCGAGGGGAUCUCAUUGAUAUCUAUUGAAUAUUGAAAGGCUGGGAUAGAGUUCGACCUCCAUAGUCUAGCGGGGCACCGUCUACGCCACCCUGAGCUCCCUGCCAGCCUAGUCAUCACAUGGGAGCCCAAGCAUGGGAGGAUGAACCCUGGGCGCCCUCCCAAGACUAUGGUCAACACGCUCCUCGAAGAUAGUGGUGUGGAUAACGUAGAUGAGCUGAACACACUGAUGAGGGAGAGAGGAGUGGCGAGUCCGUCAUCAUGCCCCGAUGCCGGCCCCCAAGGCCUGAGUCGACUUAAGAAAGAAAGAAGGGAUAGAGUGGACGUGGAGAAGAUGUUUCUGAGGUGGGGGAGCUUAGGACCGGAGGGCACAGCCUUGGAAUAGGUCAGGGCUCCCAACCUUCUUUAUGCCAUGGACCAAUACUAUUAAGCAAGGGGUCCAUGGACCCCAGGUUGGGAACUCCAGGGAUAGAGGGACGUCCUUUUAGAACGAGAUGAGGUGGAAUACAUUUAGCCAGAGUGUGGUGAAUCCAUCCCUGGAUUCCUUGCCACAGACGGUGUGGAGGCCAAGUCUUUAGAUCUACUUAAAGCGGAGGUUCACAGGUCCUUGAUUAGUCAGGGUGUCAAAGAUUUCGGGGAGAAGGGGGAUAGUAAGUCAGCCGGGAUGGAAUAGCGAAGCAGGUGAUGGCCGAAUGGCCGGCUUCUGUUCCUUUGUCUUGUUUCCUCAUCGGCGGCAGCUUCCCGGUCUCAGUCCAAGCGGGGGUUGUCCCUGAAGGGAGAGUUUCAGCGUGGGCAGCCAGCCGAAUGGAAACGGCGAAGAGGUGCUCGUUGUGAAACGGGUUUGUAUUUGGAGGGCUGGUGAAGUGAAACUCCUUAACGAUUCUCCCUACCGUGUGAUUGGCCAUCGGCAGCCGGAUCAGACCCACCCCGGCGAGCACAGAUGGGAGGAACCGGGCGACCGGCCUCUUGUUUGUGCGAGCUGGAGAACUGACUGUCGUUAGCACCCGAACUCCCUCAAUCCGAGCGACAGGGACCCCAGCGGUUCUGGCCAACGAUGCGUGAGGGAGAACAUUAGUUCACUUGGCCAGGGCUGAGGCGUAGGAAUCCCACUUCAUUCUGCUGGGGGACGAGGCCAUGGGUGAGAAUGACAGCGACAAGGGCAACCAGGCCGGGCAGCUCUUUGAAAACUUUGUGCAGGCAUCGACUUUCCGGGGAACGCUGCAGGCUUUCCACAUCCUUUGCCGCCAACUGGAUCUCGACCCCCUGGAGCACCAGGUGUUCUACUGCAACCUGAAGUCAAGGGUCAAUACCUGGAAGGCCAAAGCCCUUUGGAACAAGCUCGACAAACAGAGCAGUCACAAGGAGUACAAGAAGGGCAACGCGUGCCCUGACACACAGUGCCUGAUCAUUGGGGCCGGACCCUGUGGCCUCCGAACCAGCAUCGAGCUGGCACUACUGGGUUGUAAGGUGGUUGUGCUGGAGAAGAGGGAGACCUUCGCCCGAAACAAUGUUCUUCAUCUCUGGCCGUCCACUAUCCAGGACUUGCGAGCCCUGGGAGCCAAGAAGUUUUACGGCAAGUUCUGUGCCGGAGCGAUAGAUCACAUCAGUAUCCGCCAGCUGCAACUGAUCCUUGUCAAGGUGGCCUUGUUGUUAGGGGUGGAGAUCCACGUUGGUGUGGAGUUCCAGCAGUUACUGGAACCCCCUGAAGACCAGGACACAGAAGACGUAGGAUGGCGUGCGGAGGUAUUACCCAGGGACCACCCUACCUCCGCAUUUACCUUCGAUGUAAUUAUCGGCGCUGAUGGUCGGAAGAACAGUUUGCAAGGUUUCAGGAGGAAGGAGUUCCGGGGUAAGCUGGCCAUUGCUAUCACAGCCAAUUUCAUCAAUCGCAACACCACAGCGGAGGCGAAGGUGGAGGAGAUCAGCGGAGUGGCUUUCAUCUUCAACCAGAAGUUCUUCCAGGACCUGAAGGAGGAGACAGGGAUUGAUCUAGAGAACAUUGUCUACUACAAGGACAACACCCAUUACUUUGUGAUGACGGCAAAGAAGCAGAGCCUGUUGGACAAAGGGGUCAUCAUCAAUGAUUAUGUUGAUACGGAAAUGCUCCUGGGCACCGAGAAUGUGAACCAGGGUGCCCUCUUGUCCUACGCCAGGGAGGCGGCCGACUUUGCCACGGAUUACCAGCUUCCAGCUCUGGACUUUGCGAUGAACCACAUUGACCAGCCCGAUGUGGCCAUGUUCGACUUCACCUGCAUGUACGCGGCAGAGAAUGCCUCUCUGGUCCGCGAGCGGCAGGGCCAUCAGCUGCUCGUGGCUCUGGUUGGAGACAGCCUGUUGGAGCCAUUUUGGCCGAUGGGGACAGGGUGCGCGCGUGGGUUCCUCGCUGCGUUGGACACUGCAUGGAUGGUCAAGAGGUGGGCGGAAAAGGUGCCGACUCUGGAGGUCUUGGCGGAGAGGGAGAGUAUUUAUCGAUUGCUGCCUCAAACUACACCAGAGAACAUCAGCAAGAACUUUGAACAGUACACAAUAGAUCCUGCUUCACGAUACCCCACCCUCAACUCCAGCUGUGUGCAGCCGCAUCAGGUCCGUCAGCUCUACAUUACCACCGAUCUGAAGAGCUGUCCGCUCGAGAGAGUCAACUCCAUGCGGAAGUCCGUCAAAGUUUCCCGCCGUGAUUCAGAGAUUCGCCCCAACAGGUUGUUGACGUGGUGUCAGAAACAGACCGAGAGCUAUGAGAACGUGAAAAUCACUGAUCUGACCAGCUGCUGGCGCAGUGGCCUGGCACUGUGUGCCAUCAUACACCACUUCUGCCCGCACCUCAUUGACUUUGACUCCCUGAACGAGGAGGAUGCAGCCAAGAAUAACCAGCUGGCCUUUGACAUUGCAGAGCGGGAGUUUGGUAUCUCUCCAGUCACCACGGGGAAAGAGAUGGCCUCUGUCAGUGAGCCAGACAAGCUCAGCAUGGUCAUGUACCUCUCCAAGUUCUAUGAGCACUUCCGAGGGAACCCCACAUCCACCCCCUCAGCUGUGUUCCAGCACCGGAAGGAAGGAAGUAAUGACAUUUCAGCACCGACAUCCAGACAAUCGAAUUCCCUCUGUAACGUUAUCAACCUAUUACCGAGGAAAAGGACACCAAAGGAAAAGAAAAGUGAGGAUAAAGAUGGAGCGAGCAAGCGGCGGAAGAAGGCUGUCACAGACUGGCAGGAGCAGGCUGCAGAUCGCAAGAAUGACAGGAGUGCAGCAAAGGAUGUGGUCAACCACAACAAGGUCAAAUCAAUGGCGAGCCAGUUACUGGCCAAGUUCGAGGAGAACGCGCCAAGCACGUCGCUGCAGAGACAGGGGUCCCUGAGGAGAGAAUUUCCCCAGAAUCUCGGGGGCAGCGACAUCUGCUACUUCUGCAAGAAGCGGGUUUACGUGAUGGAGCGGCUGAGCGCAGACGGGAAGUUUUUCCACCGGGAGUGCUUCAAGUGUGACUUCUGUUCCACCACGCUGCGACUCGGAGCCUAUGCGUUCAACGUGGAGGAAGGAAAGUUUUACUGCAAACCUCACUUUACCUACUGCAAAAUGAAUAACAAGGUGAGAAAACGGCGGAGUCACUCCUCAUCGUUGAUGCACAAAAAGGGCGAAGCCGCGCCUUUGGCUAAUCCGGAGGGCGAGGCGUCAGGGAGCCUCUGCACUGACAGCACUGCUGCCGUCACACCCCCAGGUACCAUGAGCUCGCUGUCUCGGAGAAUCCUCAGCUGGCCUCUGCGGCUCUCCGGGGUGCUGUUAGGUGCGCCCAGGCGCCUGUCUAACUGGAUGCAGGGCAUUCUGCAUGCAGCCCGCUCCCACUUGCAGGACAACGCCUACAACUAUGGCUACCUGUACGAGCUGCUGAGUCUGACUGUUCCUCUGCUUUCAGUUCAGCUGGAGAUCCUGCUACAUAUGUGCCAGGAAGGAGGCUCGUCCCCCGAGCGUCUGAUCGAAUGGGUUUACAAUGCCCUUGGGUAUAAAAUGCACUGAUGUGCCUGCAGUUAGCGGCAGAGGCAUCACAGCGUGCCAUGAGGCAAACGGCAAUCAAACUGAAAGCUAUUUAUUUAAAAUUUUUUAAAAAAUCACUAUUUUGGACAAUUGAUAACAGCCGAUCAGGUACAGAGAAGGGUUUAUGCAAUAUGGUUUACAACCACGGCAGUGAUGUUUGUGAUAACCAUGUUACCAAAAAAAAACUUCUUUUUAAACAAAUUUAAAUUUAUAAUGUUAUGCUUUAAACUGUUUACAUUUUUAUACAGAGGUCAUUUUUAGAAAAAGCAGGGAAAGUUUAGAUUAUUUUUGUUUGAACCAUGGCACGAGAUGUAGAUUCUGAAAAUGGCGAUGAGUCCAAACGUCCUCACCGCUCGUUAGCUUAGCCCAAUGGAAAGAACGGACACUGCCUGGCGUUCCUGUGGCAUUUAUUGCCAGUUACGAGGGAAGAAAGUCUGCCAUAGCUGGCUACAGUUGGAGUGAUUUAUCAGCCCAGGCAUUAGAGAAACUAUCUGCUAUUGUUGUUCACUGACUUACACUGCAGGCUUCUGGCCUACACAGCUAGGCUAGUUUAGAGCCUCUGCUGCACCCCCCCUCCCCAUCCCCAACAGAUGCUGAGUUUUAACUCUGUUUACAGUGGGAGAUGGAACUCCACAAUAUUAGAGAGCUCCACAAUAUUGCUAAGCAGCCAGAUUGUUGUGAAUGAUUUUAAUAUUUGUAGCUUUCUUUGAAGUGAAUGUCAUGAUGUCCCCUUGCACCAGAGGCCGGGGAUGUUUUUUACUGACUGUGCAAUUGUUUUAAAUGUGUUACUGCAAGUUAUUUUAUGCAGAGUCUUCUAUUAGGAAACUCGAUCCAUGUUUCAGUUUGCGCAGAUGUUUCUGUGUCAAGAGCUCUGUCAGCUGGCAGCCCUGACUUGAUCCCAUUGCAUUGUGAGGCUGGGAGAGCUCCUGCGGUGGUUGGGGAGGCAGAGGGAUGUUGAUGUCCCAUGGCGUUCCCAAGCGAUCAACCAAUAUCUCAAUCUUGGCAAAAGAUCUGGAGUGUUGCACUGACUGGAGUCGCUGUAGCCCCAUCUUUAAAAACCCUGUAAUCAUAAGACAAGUGUUGCUCUGUUAACAGUGCCCUCCUGUUUUUCAUGACAUUGCAUUUAAUUUGGUAAUCUCACUUUCCCCUCUCCUACUCUGCCUUCUCCCACUGCCUGCAGUCUGCCUCUGUUGUCGCUCGCUUUGGUUGUGCCUUAACAGGCAUGUUCUGUCACUGAACUCUGCAUGUUGAGUAAUGCAGCCCUCUUCCCUGCGCUCUAACCUGCUCCAUACUAACUGUGGCUUUAACCAACAAGCACCAAAUAAUAGUUUUUAGAAUGAUUUAUUUUCCAAUAAACUGCCAAUUUACACUGCUUACUAGUGCACAAGCUGGUCACAGCCUCCAUGAAUGGAGCUAAACCCAUCCUUUUCUGAUAUCCUUCCAAAAUUUUACAACAGACAAAGCUGAGCGUCCCCUUAUUUGGUGAAUCAUGACAUAUUAGCAAGAUGCAAGACCUGUGAUUUUUAUUUCUGCAGUUCUAUUAUUUAAAUUCACUAAAACUGAAGAAAAUUUCCUUUUAUAUAUUUAAAAAGCUGAAAAUAUAAAUUGUUAGACAAUCUGAAUCUGUAAAAAAUAAAUAAAUAAGAGUUUGACCUUUUAUGUCAGAGAUUUCUGUGGAUUUCUCUAUAAAUUUAACUCAGAGAGGAAGGAGAUGGAAUCACUCUGUGUGACGGUUUUAUGUGAAAUUCCUCUUUUUGUCUGUAUGGACAAUUUUGAGUCCCUUUCCAGCGACCUGGGGGAGGAAUUUCAGGCCCUGUCCGUCUCCCAGUGUGUUUCCCCAGACCUAGUUUCCUCCAAGCUGAUCAAAGUGAGAAGACUGGUGUAACUCCUCUCUGCGUAAGAUUUCUGGAGCAAACCACAGGAGUGUGUUUGAUUGUUUUAAUGGAUUUAAUCAGGAGGUUUAACAGCUGUAGGGCUGUGUACUAACAGGACUGAAAGACUUGCUUCAUCUGCUAGCCAAUGAAUGAGGCAAAUCAACCCAAUUAUGCAUGAACGACAAGUGCACUUUGUGAUUUAUAAAUCAAACCCGCUCACACUCCGCCUGCACACUCUAUACUCUCCUGUAUCUUCUAUUGCAGAGUCCACUUAUCUUUAAAGGAUGAAAACCAAAGGAUAUUUGAAUCCCAACCCAUCUGACAAAGGUUUAACAGAAGGGUUCCUAUUUCAUUAGUAGAAUAUAAAUAAGGAAAAUGUUUAAGAAGCCUUUUUUCCCCAGAAAUUGUAUUAUUUUCCAAAUUCUCACAAAGUGCUGUAUCGUGCACAUGAUUGUAUAUGUCAUUAUUUAUGAUUCCUAAAUCUGUAAGCAAAGAUUAAAUUAAAGUAGACGCUUUGUAAAGUA
This is a messenger RNA of Hypanus sabinus (Atlantic stingray), 6565 nucleotides long. RefSeq names its product F-actin-monooxygenase MICAL2-like. Gene Ontology annotation, molecular function: FAD binding; protein binding. The record is from RefSeq and is a predicted model, not a curated record. NCBI's taxonomy places the organism in Eukaryota, Metazoa, Chordata, Chondrichthyes, Myliobatiformes, Dasyatidae. The transcript has 19 exons. The coding region runs from base 1282 to 4149 and encodes 955 amino acids.